ACUUGGAAAAGCCCAACUAAACAGCUGACAGGGAGGGAGAGGCGAGAACACCGCACGGCUCCAAGAUGCUGGCGCUAAUAAACCGGCUUCUAGAUUGGUUCAAGUCUCUGUUUUGGAAGGAGGAGAUGGAGCUGACGCUAGUCGGUCUCCAGUACUCCGGAAAAACCACAUUUGUCAACGUGAUCGCUUCGGGGCAUUUCAGUGAGGACAUGAUCCCCACCGUUGGAUUUAACAUGAGGAAGGUGACCAAAGGAAACGUCACCAUCAAGAUCUGGGACAUCGGCGGUCAGCCCCGAUUUCGAAGCAUGUGGGAGCGCUACUGUCGGGGGGUUAAUGCCAUUGUGUACAUGGUGGACGCCGCAGAUCGAGACAAAGUGGAGGCGUCGAGAAAUGAGCUUCACAAUUUAUUAGACAAACCUCAGUUGCAAGGAAUUCCCGUGUUGGUGCUGGGAAACAAAAGAGACCUCCCCACUGCUUUAGAUGAAAAGCAGCUCAUUGAGAAAAUGAAUCUGGCAGCGAUUCAAGACAGAGAGAUAUGCUGCUACUCCAUUUCUUGCAAAGAAAAGGACAACAUUGAUAUCACUCUUCAGUGGCUGAUUCAGCACUCAAAGACGCGGAGGAGCUGAAAACGAGGGAGCGGAUGCCAGUUGUUUGCCAUGUAACCGUCACGCUACAUCAGACGUGUCCUUAACACGCACGCGAUGCACUCUUCGCCUUUCUUUUGUUCCUCCCCACCCUGUGAUUUACCCACAAACUCUUCUGGGAAUGCACUACCCAAAAUGUCAUUCUGAUACCAAACCAAUGAGAUGUCAUUGUAAAGUUGUACUAUAGCUUUUGAACCUCUGUAUGAACUGAUGAAGCUUGGGAUGCUAGGUCAGGCUAAUGACGCAUUGUUUCAGUCCAACUAUGUAUAUUGUUUUAGUUUGUAAUUCUGCAGCUAAACAGGUGUGUACAAAUACCGAGCUCGUAUGAUUUUUUUUUUUUUUUUACAGUACAGCGGUGUAUGAAUAUGUGAUUCUAUUUAAGGUCUGAAUGAUCAAACAGGAAGUAGCCUCCAUGAUCCUUCGUGCUGCCUCCCAUUGCUGUGAGAGUAGCAGAAUUUAAAGUGCCUUGUGCAAUGUGUCUCCUCUCUGAAGCAACAUGCGGCAUGCUUGGUGUGCCUAUCUGGGACGGGAAAAGACGCCAAUCACUUCACUUGAUUCAAAUAAAGGCUUGCUUUUUAAUAUA
This is a messenger RNA of Doryrhamphus excisus (bluestripe pipefish), 1227 nucleotides long. It is a transcript of the gene arl8ba, whose product is annotated as ADP-ribosylation factor-like 8Ba. Gene Ontology annotation, biological process: anterograde axonal transport; protein transport. NCBI's taxonomy places the organism in Eukaryota, Metazoa, Chordata, Actinopteri, Syngnathiformes, Syngnathidae. The record is from RefSeq and is a predicted model, not a curated record. Gene Ontology annotation, cellular component: lysosomal membrane. Gene Ontology annotation, molecular function: GTP binding; GTPase activity.